GGGAUUUAAGAAUCUGGCCGCUGGACUGCCCUUUCUUCUCUUUUAAAGCGCAGAGGUUUGGUUUUCAUUGUUCGAACGCAGUUUACAGAGCUGAGAGCACAGGUCUUUAUAAAACCUAGUAAUUUACUUGUUUCACAAUCCAAUCCAUGGAUCCUACUCAUGGAUCUAAGGCUUGGAGGCCAUGCUUUCCUCUUCAUCCUGCCCACCACCACCACCACCAUAAUCACUGCCAUUUCCAUUCUUUAUGUUUCUGUCCUCACGGCCACCACCACCACCUCCACCUCCAUCACCAUCACCACCACCACCACCUCCAUCAUCACCAAUUCAAUGGUCUCCGCCAUAUAUGCCCCAGUUUUAAUACUUUUCCUCGAAACCCAGAACCUUCUGGUCACGUUCCUCUCCCAAACGAUUUGAAUAGGUGUGCUUCUGGGCGUGAAGAAGCUUAUGAUUUUACCACCCCGAUGUUACAAGAGCAUAACUAUGAAGAAUUAAAAGAGGAAGAGGACGAUGACCCAGUUUUUGUUCUGACUGAUGAAUGGAGGGAGUUCUUUGCGAAAUCUGAAGCAAAGAGGAAAUUAGAGAAAAAGCAGGCUAAGAAGAAAGGAAAAAAAUAAAUAGAGCAGUUGGAGGCAUUCUUGAAUCAUUUGAAACGUGAAAGGUUGUGGAAAAUUCAUAUGGUAGCUGCAGAGUUUAUGGAAGAUUGAUCGAGAAAUGCUUUUGUAGUCCAUACAUACUGUUGAUGCAAGAGCUCACUUGGGAGGUUAAGAUGAUAGAAAUGGUAUUAAAUUUCAUGUGGAAAUCAAAUGCGCCAUUGCUCAACGUAGAUUUACUCCUUAAAGCUCUGUAGCUGUUGGAGGCUUGAGAGUUUGUAUUUUUGUUCAUGAUCUUUAGUCCCAACGUCUUUUUACGCUGAAAGCUUGAUUUUUGGUAUCAACAUGGUAAGUCAUUUCAUGCACCAUUUCAAUCAUAGACCGAAUUGUGACAGAAUUUUUGGUUGAA
Juglans microcarpa x Juglans regia is the source of this 999-nucleotide messenger RNA. Its product is annotated as SKI/DACH domain-containing protein 1-like. Lineage: Eukaryota; Viridiplantae; Streptophyta; Magnoliopsida; Fagales; Juglandaceae. The coding region runs from base 147 to 614 and encodes 155 amino acids. The transcript has 3 exons. The record is from RefSeq and is a predicted model, not a curated record.